UGUCCACUCAAAUGUUGUGUCUACAAUUGCUGCAUCUGUUCUGUCUCUGAAGGUGAGCCAUGUCCUGUUCAGCCUCCCAGUGGACUCCUCAGCGUCCAAUUCUCUUCGGCAGCCUUUUGGCGUUUUGCUUCAUCUUCCUUUUCAUCUCGUACAAGGCCGACAUCACCUACCCCGAUUUUGGAAGAGUUGGUCAGUUUUGUCCUGCCUUCCUGUGUGCAGAGAGAGCACAGAGCCAUGACUCAAUCCCCAGCAACUCCACAGAGCUCCUCAAUAAAACACAUUCAGGUCCGACCGAGAAGCUCCAGGCGGCAGCAGUGGACGCUGAGCCCGACACAGUUGUGCUGGUCUGGAUGUGGCCGUUUGGCUUCAAAUUUGAACUCAACUGCGACGUUUUUAAUUGCACAAGAUGCCACUUAACAGAUGACAAGGAACUUUACCAUAAGGCCCACGGGGUGGUCUUCCACCACAGGGAUAUACAUGGAAGUUUAGAAAACAUGCCCAAAGGGCCACGCCCCGUUUUUCAGAAAUGGGUUUGGUCAAAUAUGGAGUCGCCCACCAACUCAGGUAAAAUCACUGGACUGAAUGAGCUUUUCAACUUGACAUGCAACUAUCGGCGUGAUUCAAGUAUCCCAGUGCCUUAUGGGUAUCUGUAUCCCGUGACCUCUGCAGAGGAGAGUUUCAAAUUGCCAGCAAAGGACAGUUAUGUUAUGAUAGUUAUGGGCCCGCCAAGACACGUUUAUGACUUUGUAAAAAUAAUUUCUGCUUGUAAAUUCUACCUCUCCUUUGAGAACUCCUUCCACAGAGAUUACAUCACAGAGAAGUUCUUUAAUCCUUUGACUUGGGGAAGUGUUCCGGUAGUUAUGGGCCCGCCAAGACACAUGUAUGAGGGCCACGCCCCAGCUGAGUCUUUCAUUCAUGUCGAUGACUUUCCUUCUCCAAAGGAGUUGGCAGAGCGGCUACUUUACCUUGACCAAAAUCACACCGAGUACAUGCGAUUCUUCAACUGGAGAAGCACGUUUAAAGUUAACCCAUCUCUGUUUGGAAGAGAAAUUGCCUGCAAAACAUGUAUAUACUUACAAAACCACAAGGAGUACCAAGCUUUUAAUGAUCUGAACACUUGGUACUGGGGCUGAGAGGGUGUGAACGUUGCAAUGUUGUAUUUUUUCCCUUGUCCUAAUGUGUUUAUCUGCUUUUCUCAAACCAGACCAAAGAGAAGCGAUGGACUAACCCAAUGGUUUUCUUCUUUUUUGUAGUAUUUAUUUUUGUGGGGUGAUAUAUAUCAGGUACUGUAGUUAAAGGCACUAAACAUUAACAUCAACUACUAAAUGCAUUUCUCAAAAGUUGUGUCCAUCAGUAGACACAACUAGAGGUACACAGUUAUGUACUAUGUUUUUUUGGUUAAUAUGUUGUAUUUUCAGUGGUUUUCUUCA
Molecule: messenger RNA, 1430 nt
Organism: Gasterosteus aculeatus aculeatus (three-spined stickleback)
Lineage: Eukaryota; Metazoa; Chordata; Actinopteri; Perciformes; Gasterosteidae
Source: RefSeq, a predicted model, not a curated record